AUGGAGCUCUCGGAGCGGCUCAAGCCCGUGACGAGCGCGAAGCGGAUCAAGGUGACGUUCAACGCGUGCGUGUCGGACGUUCUGCCGUGGAAGUUUGUGCCACAGCAGCGCGAGGUGCGCGUCCUCCCGGGCGAGACGGCCCUGGCCUUUUACAAGGCCACCAACAACUCGGACCAGGACAUCAUCGGCGUGGCGACGUACAGCGUCACGCCCGCGCAGGUCGCGCCGUACUUUAGCAAGAUUCAGUGCUUCUGCUUCGAGGAGCAGAGGCUCAACGCCGGCGAGACGGUCGACAUGCCCGUGUUUUUCUACCUGGAUCCGGAUUUGCUGCAUGAUUUGAACAUGAGGGGAAUCGAGACUGUUACGUUGAAUUAUACGUUUUUUAGUGAGUUUUCUCUUGUCUUUAGUUCUCUGGUGAUGGUUCUACGCAUCCCUACUGGGUUUACUGACUGGCUCGCAGAGGCGAGAUAUGACAACAACGGAGAGAUCAAGGAUCUCAGGGGCUGGGUGGAGCAGAAAAGCUCAUAG
Molecule: messenger RNA, 528 nt
Organism: Pyricularia pennisetigena
Lineage: Eukaryota; Fungi; Ascomycota; Sordariomycetes; Magnaporthales; Pyriculariaceae
Exons: 1
Coding region: 1-528 (175 amino acids)
Cellular component (GO): mitochondrial inner membrane
Molecular function (GO): copper ion binding
Source: RefSeq, a predicted model, not a curated record